UAGGUGAACGGCUUGAUAACUAUAUGGGUGGAAAUCCAAACCCAACUUAUGGACAAAUAUACGGAGGUGCUCCUGGUGUCGGAGGUUAUGGUGGUGGAUAUGGAGGUGGAUAUGGUGGUGGAUAUGGUUAUCAAUACGGAUGA
Molecule: messenger RNA, 143 nt
Organism: Rotaria sp. Silwood1
Lineage: Eukaryota; Metazoa; Rotifera; Eurotatoria; Philodinida; Philodinidae
Source: the annotation of a GenBank genome assembly